CUUGACUGAUACAGGGAUUGCCUUGCACAGAGUUGACUGGCUGUCAGUAAAAAAACACGAAGAUGGCGCGGCGCUACAGCCGUGCCACGUCCUGGCGUACUGGAAAUACUCUAUCAACAAAUGCCAGACAAUUGCUAAUUCUAUUGAUAUUGGUUUAUUCCGGGAUACUUUCUCCGUUUACCGCGGAGGCCGGACUGUACACCGCGUCGGAUCAGAUCGUUAUAUUAACUCCGGAAAAUGCAGAUACCGUUUUGUUCAACUCCACAGCAGCAAUGGUUGUUGAGUUCUACGCCUCUUGGUGCGGACAUUGUAUUGGUUUUUCUCCAGUAUACAAAAGUCUUGCAAGAGAUAUCAAAGAGUGGAAGCCUGCCGUGGACCUGGCUGCUGUUGACUGUGCCGAGGAGGAAAGCAGGAAAGUUUGCACCAACUUUGGCAUCACGGGCUAUCCCACACUCAAGUUCUUCCAUGCAUAUGCCACAAGUGACUCCAAGGGACAGUCUUUCCGAGGGUUCCCCCGCGAUGUGAAGGGGCUCAGGCAGAACAUCCUAGAGAAGAUGGAGAACCACCAGGAACCCUGGCCUCCCGCCUGCCCCCCUCUGGAGCCUGCCAGCAAAGCGGAGGUUGACAGCUUCUUUGAGAGCAACUCUGUGCAGCACCUGGCCCUGAUCUUCGAGGCCGCUAGCUCCUUCGUGGGCCGAGAGGUGACCCUGGACCUGCUCCAGUAUGACAACAUAGCAGUGCGCAGGGUGCUGAGUACUGAGGAGGAGCUCGUGAGUCGGCUGGGGGUGACAGUCUUCCCCUCCUGCUUCCUGUACUACCCUGGAGGAAACCACACUAGGCUCACAGUGCAGAACGAGGCCCGCACCUUCUACUCCUACGCCCUCCAGAGGCUCCCGGGGGUAGUGCGGGCAGGGAAGCCCCGCCCUGUCACCUCCGACCUCCUCGGGAACACCACAGACGAGCAGUGGAGGGUCUUCAACAGGUCCAGGGUGUACAUGGCAGACUUGGAGUCGACUCUUCACUUCUCCCUCCGCAUGGAGCUGGCGUCUCACCCAAUCAUCAGCGGAGACGCACUGAGCGCGCUCAGACGCUACGUCUCAGUCCUCGCUAAGCACUUCCCAGGUCGCCCCCUGGUGAAGAAUCUGCUGUCAGCUGUGGACUCGUGGCUGCAGGCUCAGAGCCAAUCAGAGAUCUCGUAUAGCGAUCUGAGGGACGUCUUGGACAACACUGCGGAGGUCCCUGAUGCAGCCCUGCCUGAGGGGCAGAGCUGGGUGGGCUGCCAGGGCUCCAAGCCCCAUCUCAGACGAUACCCCUGCGGGCUGUGGACCCUCUUCCACGUCCUCACUGUCCAGGCCAAGAGCUCUGCCAGCACAGACCCCCUGGAGGUGCUGCAGGCCAUGCGGGGCUACAUACACAGCUUCUUUGGAUGCAGGGAGUGCGCCACCCACUUCGAGGCCAUGGCCCAGGACAGCCUGGCUCAGGUGGACUCAGCCUCCACCGCCGUCCUCUGGCUGUGGUCACGCCACAACCACGUCAACAACCGACUGGCAGGAGCUGGGAGCGAGGACCCACACUUCCCCAAGAUCCAGUGGCCGUCCCCAGACGUGUGCCCUGCCUGCCACGGGGUGAAGAGGGGUGGGGAGCACGCCUGGAAGUCGACCGAGGUCCUCUCCUUCCUCCUCUCCUACUUCUCCUCUGAGCGCCUCCUCCCUGAUCACCUGGAGGAGGAGAGCCAGCUGCUGGCCCAGCAGGAGGAGCAGCGGGAGAAGCGACGGCAGGAGCACGAGGUCCGGAGAGGAGCCGAGAGGAGAGCCAGGGAGGCCUCUUUCACCCAGCCCCAGGAGGAAGAGGAGGAGGAGGAGGAGGACCCGGCGGACGAGGAGGCAGGGGAGGGGGGAGGCACCUUGGAGCCGCCUCCUUGGGUGAAGCCGGAGGCGGAGGAGGAGGCGGCGGUGGCGGUGGAGAGGGCGAGGCCGUCCCGCCAGCGCGGCGCCCACAGCAGGCCCAGCGUGGUGGGGAUGAAGCUGAGGGAGCCCCAGGAAGACAUCGUGGACCUGGACUCCUUUGUCAACCAGCACUACAAGGCCAAGGCUCUCCGGGCUGCCGCCGUCUCCGCCCACGUCAAACGCCGCAGCCUGCAGAGAAGGGAGGAGUCUGUCCUGGGGGUGGGGCUAGAGGCGGGGCCUGAUCUCCCGUGGGCGGAGUCGGUGGAUUUGGGGGCGGGGCAACACAAGAGGCUGCAGAAGCGCGGUCUGACGAGCCAGUACGGGGGCUCGGAGGAGGAGGGUGUGGUGGCGGUGCAGUUAUACCCCCAGGACCCUAGGGGGCGCUGGAUGAACGUGCUGAGUGUGGGCUUCUCAGGACUGGACAUCAGCCUUUGUGUGAUUCUUUACUUCCUCUCGUCUAUGUGCCUGCUGGGCAUGUUCCUUUUCUUCAAGAUGCGCCCGCGGUUCCGGCGGGUCAAGGUAGCACAGCCCUGAGGCACGCCUUGUUCGGCGGCGGGCCUCUCGGCACCGUCUGGCUCCCUGGGUUGGGUUUGGGAUCAGUUACAUCUCCAAAAGCUCACAAAUUGUUGCGCAUUUCCUGUUGAAAAAUGAAAAAUCCAAAGUCAGUCUCAAAUCUCAACUGAUGGCGAACUAAUAAAAGCGUUCGGUUCUGAUACCCUUUCUCCAGUUAACAUGUAUGGAACGUCAAACCGUUUCUUUUGUCAUGACAACUAAACUGAUCUGGACUCGCACCCGUUUCCCAACCUGGUGACGGAAUCCCCCGUCAGGGUGAAGCUAACAGUUAGCCGCCGUCAGGGUCAAGCUAACAGUUAGCCGCCGUCAGGGUGAAGCUAACAGUUAGCCGCAGUCAGGGUCAAGCUAACAGUUAGCUGCCGUCAGGGUCAAGCUAACAGUUAGCCGCCGUCAGGGUCAAGCUAACAGUUAGCCGCCGUCAGGGUCAAGCUAACAGUUAGCCGCAGUCAGGGUCAAGCUAACAGUUAGCCGCCGUCAGGGUCAAGCUAACAGUUAGCCGCCCAACUCAGCUAGCCUCUGGAGUCUUUGUUUGAUCCCUUGUAAUUAACAAUCAUUGUUAUGCUUCUCUGCUUAAUUUGACCUCUUAUUAAGGAUGAAUGAUUGGACUGGAGUGGUAAUCUCCUGAUUUGGAGCAGACCUGGGUCAAUUACCUAUUCAUUUUAAAUAUUUAAUUUAGGUCAUUGUUCAUUUGAUCUAUCUUAAACAAGCGGACCUGUCCUAUAACUGCCAACUGCGUGGAAAGCCCAUCCUAAACUAUGAAAGAGCUUUUAAAUGAUUUUAGGACAUUGAUUGAUGUAAUUGACCUGGGUCUUAUUAAGUGUGAUUUAAAAAAAUAAGAAUUUGUGUCUGAUAUUUAUUUUGAUUAUUUUGCCGAUGUAAUGCUAUACAAUGUUCUUUUCUUAUUUUUAUCACAUUAUUCUACAAAAUGUUUGAAUGACAAGUUCACAUACUGUCGAUUUUUCAAGUUUAAGAUAAAUCCAAUAUUAUUGAACCUUUAGCCAACCACUGGCUUUUUCCCAGCAAGAACUGUCUUGCUUGAGUACUGCACCCACUCCUGCAAGUGAUUCUCGUAUGACAAAUGAUGUGCCUUGAAUUACAUUCUGGAUUAACUGGAAAUGUGCUGAUACAGAUUGUUACCAAAUAUGAGCAAUGUGGUUUCAGACAGCUGGCUAGACUCUUGUCCAGACAGGGUAGUGAAAUCUUAAUUGGGACCUACUUUGCUUGGGAUCUCUUUAAAUGCCCAAAAGAAUCUGUGUCCAAAGUAGAUCACCCAGAACUUUAAGUUAGCAAGAUUUGCAUUUGGCCUGGUGUCGAUUUAAAUGAAGCUAACACAGCUCACUAACUCUCAAGCUAAUUCUCAUCUCAAUCAAUAAAAUUAUUUUUGCUAA
Messenger RNA from Hypomesus transpacificus, 3907 nucleotides. It is a transcript of the gene qsox1, whose product is annotated as quiescin Q6 sulfhydryl oxidase 1. Lineage: Eukaryota; Metazoa; Chordata; Actinopteri; Osmeriformes; Osmeridae. Gene Ontology annotation, cellular component: Golgi membrane. Gene Ontology annotation, molecular function: flavin-dependent sulfhydryl oxidase activity; protein disulfide isomerase activity. Gene Ontology annotation, biological process: protein folding. The coding region runs from base 63 to 2480 and encodes 805 amino acids. The transcript is spliced from 12 exons. The record is from RefSeq and is a predicted model, not a curated record.